This is a messenger RNA of Histoplasma capsulatum G186AR, 2562 nucleotides long. Its product is annotated as type I phosphodiesterase/nucleotide pyrophosphatase. The transcript has 3 exons. Gene Ontology annotation, biological process: nucleoside triphosphate metabolic process. The record is from RefSeq and is a predicted model, not a curated record. Gene Ontology annotation, molecular function: nucleoside triphosphate diphosphatase activity; ribonucleoside triphosphate phosphatase activity. The coding region runs from base 65 to 2182 and encodes 705 amino acids. NCBI's taxonomy places the organism in Eukaryota, Fungi, Ascomycota, Eurotiomycetes, Onygenales, Ajellomycetaceae.
ACAUAGAGUAACGCAGGGAAUUUGGUCCAACUUUGGUUCGGGAUCUUGAUUUUCAAGGGAAACAAUGCCGCUUCGAAAACCUCCACCCAGCCCAUCACUCCUCUCACCAACCGCAUACGACGACGAUGUUGAUGCUAUUUCUCUGAGAUCGUUGUCCGAUCAGGACUCUGAUUCGGAAGACGAUGAACUUAUAAAAGGCUCUAGGACAACCCUGGAAUUGUCCCAGCAUGACAGAACUGUUCUGGAGGAGGAGGAAGAACGUGAGCGGCUUCUCGUUAAGCAAAGCCCAACACAUGGGCUACGGAGGAUAUUCGGUCAUGAUAAUGGCAGCAGCGUGCGCAUUGGGAAGCAGGAGAGGAGAAGGCAACGACGUCUACAGCGAAGAGCAGAUCGGAUAAAGCGUAUGGAAGAGAAAGGAGAGGAGAUGGGUCUGAUGUUCGAGAUGGAAGAAGGCAACAUUGAUGACAAUACAAGCUCCCAUUCGUCGGGAGGGUCUUCGAUUUUGAUUCAUCCUGGUUACAAAUCGUCGAGGGGUUCAUGGUGUUUCAAGGUAUCCAUAUUAUCUACGGGGAUUGUGGUUUUAUUCCUUAUUCUAUACUUGGGCGCAUACAAGGAAUCAAGCAGUUUCCGAUCCGCCCGCCAGCCACGCACCCUGUUGUCGAAUGGCACCUCUCUCUUCGCUCCAACAACGAUUUUGAUCUCCUUGGAUGGUUUUCGAGCCGACUUUCUCAAUCGCGGUCUUACUCCAGCCCUCAAUUCCUUUAUCGCCAACGGAAUUUCCCCAGCCUACAUGCUUCCCAGUUUCCCUAGUGUAACAUUCCCAAAUCAUUUUACACUAGUGACUGGGCUUUACCCUGAAAGCCAUGGUAUCGUGGGUAAUUCCUUCUGGGAUCCGGUCCUGCGGGAAGAUUUUUAUUAUACUGAUCCGGCAAGAAGCCUGGAUCCAAAGUGGUGGACUGCAGAACCAGUGUGGGUGACUGCUGAAAAGCAAGGGGUUCGCACAGCGAUUCACAUGUGGCCAGGUUCGGAAGCCCACAUCGGUAACAUUGAACCCACGUACCUUGAUAAAUUUAAUGCAAAAGAGGACUUAGCUAGCAAAGCCAAGAGAGUGCUCUCAUUUUUGGACUUGCCUGGCGACCAAGAAGCACAGGACCUGUCAUCGGAUACUGAUAGACGACCACAACUAAUAGCCGCUUAUGUGCCUCACGUUGAUUCUGAUGGACAUACUUUCGGUCCGAAUAGUACUGAAAUCCGAAGUACGUUAGCUCGUGUGGAUGAAAUGCUUGCAGAAAUUUUCAAAGGGCUUCACAGUCGCAAUCUGACCGACGUGGUCAAUAUCGUCGUCGUAUCUGACCAUGGUAUGGCCACUACUUCAACUGAUCGUCUUGUCCAGUUAGACGAUAUCAUUGACGUGGAUUUGGUGGACCGCCUUGAUGGAUGGCCCCUUCAGGGCAUCCGUCCUAAAAGACCUGAAGAUCUAGAAAUACUGAAGCAGCAGCUGGCGGAAUCAUCCAAACAAUACAAUGACUCCAUCGAUGUUUACACUCGGGAAACGAUGCCUGAUCGCUAUCACUUCUCCAGUAACGAUCGUAUUGCGCCGUUAUGGGUAGUACCAAAAACAGGGUGGGCGGUCGUUGAAAAGUCAACCUUCAAUGUUCAGGAUGCGAAAAUGAAGAAAACAGUUUAUCACCCGAGAGGCCUUCAUGGAUAUGAUCACGAACACCCUCUCAUGAGAGCAAUUUUUGUUGCUCGCGGCCCUAAGUUCCCUCACCACCCCAAUAGCCGUGUGGAAAAUUUCCAAAAUACCGAAGUAUACAAUAUCAUCUGUGACUCCUUGGAAAUAGAAGCCCACCCAAAUAACGGAACUCUCCGCCUCCCUCUAAAUCCUAUUGGUUUUCAUUCCCCCGAAGACUUUCCAAGUGCCAAUUCACCAGAUGAUCCUCCCAUUAAUACAGGCCCUAGCAGUGCUGUUAUUACCUCCAAACUCCAAAUAACUGCUUCCAGCAAUUCGCCAACAACGAUACUGAAUUCUGGCUCACCGGAUCCUACAUCCACGCCCAAACAUGGCGAAAAAGACACCAGCGCUUCGACGAGCUCGUCAUCAUUGUGGGACAAAUUUCUCGAUAGAAUCCAAUGGUUAAAGAAUUGGGCCCAAGGUUUUCUAGACUCUGUUGAUAGAUAGCGUACGAUACUCCAUACUCCGUUUCAUUUUCGAUUUUCCCUCGAGGUAUAGUAUCUCCUCCCAUCCCCUUGUACGUUUCAUAUGCUACCCUGCAUUUUUGUUUGUAUCAUGCACGAUACCCAACGCGGCAUUUACCAUUUGCAAAUCAUGGCAUUACAUUAAAUUUGUUUAGCUUUCACACUGCUCGCAUCCGGGUAUUUUUUUGCCUUUGGUUUUGAUUUCCUUUUUCUUCCUUUGUUUUGGCUCUUUCCCCUAUUUUUCAUUUCCAUCCUAUAGGCUCCCUUGCGAUAGAAAAUUUCUGCUUCUAUUUAGUAGACUUAAUUCGUCCGCGGACGUGAUAUCUAGAAUAUUUGGUUGCCAUUCAACUUUCUUCGCUAGCC